Molecule: messenger RNA, 877 nt
Organism: Medioppia subpectinata
Lineage: Eukaryota; Metazoa; Arthropoda; Arachnida; Sarcoptiformes; Oppiidae
Source: the annotation of a GenBank genome assembly
CCCAUUGGUCUGGCCGUCGAGACACACAACUGGCUCCGAGAUGUACGGCUCAAGUGUCGCUGGUUUGACGGCGACGUGUGUACGGCUACGGCCAUAGCUCUAAGCGCCGUUCAUCGGCACGAAGACCAGUGUCCCAAUAGACCCGGACUGCGGCCGCGCACAACCGCCACACCGAGUCAACCGAUCGGUCCGCUAUACGCGUGCCGACACUGCCAUCACGUGUACUCAUAUCCGUUAAUCGGACGACUGUGCGGACAAUGCGGUCAAAGCACAACAACCCCGGAGAUGAUCCGCUUUCCGCACGCAGUGCUGGUCGAGUACGUAAUGUUUGGCACAUUUGUGGCCACAAUCACUGGUAUGGAUGUGACCGCAAAGGGAUUCAAACUGAAACGAGUGCUUAAGAACUGCUCGAAUUCGACCAUAAGGUUCCGGUUGGCCAUUGACUUGCAUUUCCGAGAUAUGCAAGAAUUGUAUUACUGUUUGAGUCCAUCGCUUCCGGCGCUGUUCGUGCGGCUCAACAACGAGGCCAACGUCCGGCUCCAGGAGGACCUGUGUGUCGGCGACCGAUCGCCCAAUGGUUUCAAAUUUGACGUCAAGUCUCAAGACCCUCGGGAACAGUACGUGAUUGUGGUGUUAAAAGACAAGAUUGUGGACAACUUUGCCAAAGCACUGGCCGAGUGUGUGACACACGAGCGCCCGGACUCCGACACGAUUUGCAUGGCUUUGGAUGAGUCGGACAGUUGGCAGCUGUUGAUGAGGGCCCGCAGUAAAUGUGAUAGUAUUAAAAACAGCGGCCAUUUCUACACGCAUUUAAUUUAAUAUGGUUACUUAAUACUACUGUAUACUGUACAUGUUCAUUUCUAGAUUGUUAUUCCGG